AAGCGAUCGACUCAGUAGUAGUAUUCUACACAACAACACAACAUGUUCGAGUCUCCUGCCCCUGAGAUGAUUCUGUGGACCUGCUUUACUUUCAGGAAAUUAUCGUGUAUAAUUCUGCUAAUAACACAGCUGGAUGUGAGUUCGGCAUGGAUUUACCCCUGCAAACGAGUAGGGUGGGGUGUAUACACGCUGCAUAAACAUUGUACUUUGGAGCACGUCGUUAUAAAACAUGAAACUCCACGAUAUCGGAUCUUCUUUCCGCCGGUCGAUUUAGAAAUAAUUUCCGGAUUCAUUCCAAACUUCGACAAAAGUGUUGCUGAACGUAUUAAUGCCAAAACGAAAAGGCUCACAAUUAACUUUUGUGGAGUGGAAAAAGUCUUUUUACGAAAUACAUUGGAACAUAUAGUACUGAAUUACAACACGAUAAGUGAAAUUCAGUUCGAUUCGGCGCAGGAGUUGAUGGUUUGGUCGCUGCACUUGAGUUACAACCAUAUGCGUGAUAUUCGAUUCGUGAAGGAUAUAAAAACGUUGGUGAUAAUCAUAGCUAGUAAAAAUUUAAUAAGUUCUGUCAGUUGGGAUAGUUUCGAAAAAUUGCAUCGUUUGCAAACGUUGGAUUUGACAAGCAACCUUAUUCAUCAGAUAAGUGGAAGUGGCAAUUUACCUGCACUGAAGCGAUUAGUUUUAGCAGAAAACCUAAUCAAUGAUUUUGAUCUUAACGGUGUAAUCAUGGAAAAUUUGAGAGAUUUGAAUAUUUCUCACAACCAACUCACGAGCUUAAAUCUGUUUGAUUUUGAGCAUGCGUUCCCGCUUCUAGCAACACUAGAUGUUCGUCCAAACCAAUGGAACUGUGAGCGACUAAAGCUAUUAGAAAGUCAAAUAAGACUAAAAGGAGUAUCGAAACCAGGACCAUACAGCACAGAAACGCGUGGUUGUCACGAAGAUCACCUAGAAAGUCUUUCACUUGGAACACCGGAAGCUGUGAAUAAAUUACAGGAAAAUUUCUACAAAAUGGAAGACUUUUAUUACGAGCAACUGAACAAAUAUGACACCAACAGACGGAUAGCAAUGUCUCAAGCAAUAAGCUUCUUUGUAGAUGAAAACCUGGAUAAGAUAAACGAUACGCUGGUCAAAUUGAAGGAUAAGGUUACUCGUUUGUUCCAACAAUACAAUUUUCGAAGCACACACAUCAUGAACUGACAUCGUUACAUAUAACAACCAAGGACGUAUUGAUAAAUUGAAAAAAAUUAUAAAUAAAAAAGCUGCUGAAAAAAGAUGCGUUUAAGAGUGCAUAUUUUCAAGAUUUUUUCAUGUGUUCGUGAUCUGAAAUUUCAUGUAAACUUGAUUAUGUAAAUUAUUAUACAAAUUUGAAAACAGAGUUUAAAAUAUAGCAAAAUACGAUCUUCA
Molecule: messenger RNA, 1404 nt
Organism: Wyeomyia smithii (pitcher-plant mosquito)
Lineage: Eukaryota; Metazoa; Arthropoda; Insecta; Diptera; Culicidae
Exons: 2
Coding region: 43-1197 (384 amino acids)
Molecular function (GO): protein binding
Source: RefSeq, a predicted model, not a curated record